Onychostoma macrolepis is the source of this 2190-nucleotide messenger RNA. RefSeq names its product zona pellucida sperm-binding protein 3-like. The transcript has 9 exons. Lineage: Eukaryota; Metazoa; Chordata; Actinopteri; Cypriniformes; Cyprinidae. Gene Ontology annotation, biological process: binding of sperm to zona pellucida; positive regulation of acrosome reaction; egg coat formation. The coding region runs from base 311 to 1717 and encodes 468 amino acids. Gene Ontology annotation, cellular component: extracellular matrix. Gene Ontology annotation, molecular function: acrosin binding. The record is from RefSeq and is a predicted model, not a curated record.
UUGCAUCCUUUGAAAACUCAAAGGAAUGCAUUGAGAGACCAACAAUGGGAAGAAGUUCAGUGGUUGUUGAUAUUAUUUUUAUAGUUUCAUGUGGAUUAUUGUGUCGUGCUGAACCACUGAACCAAGGGGAGCAAUCAUUAGACCAGGGCUUUAGUCAAAAUGCCGUCUUCAGACAUCCAAUUACAUUGCAAGGGCCCGCACAGUUCGAUCAAAGUGCGAUAGCAUCCAACAUGUUUCAAAACUUCAUUGAAUCCAGGAGACCUGCCCCUGCAAUGGUGGACGUCCAUCACAAGAGUUUGUCCAGUUACCAAUGCAAGUACAGUCCCAGAGAACCAACUACGCAUCCGUGCCUCUUCAACCUAGCAGGCCUUUGAAAAGCCAAAGACAUUUUGGACUAAUACAACCUCAACAAACAGUUGAGACUUUCUCACAAACCCAACAGGGAUUCCACGAACCCAUUCCUGGUCCUGACCUGUAUCCCGAUGUGAAGGAUGAGGUGGUUAUGGAGCCAGAGUUUGAACCCAAGGUGCCAGUGCCAGCAAACACUGUCGAGGUUCAAUGUGGAGAAGUCUCCGUCAAAGUGCAAGUGAAGCAAGAUUUCUUGGGGAACAAUCAGUUCAUCAACCACUCUGAUCUGACGCUGGGUGGUUGUCCAUCUGUUGGUUUUGAUGACCAUGCUAGGAUUGUUGCCUUUGAAUCAGCGCUACAAGGAUGUGGGAGCACAUUAACGAUGACUGAAGAUUCUCUUGUUUAUUCCUUUGUUUUGGUGUAUUCACCUUCACCUGUUCCUAACACACCUAUUGUGAAAACUAAUGAAGCUAUGGUUGCACUUCAUUGCAUCUACCCAAGGAAACACAAUGUGAGUAGUAAUGCAUUGCAUCCCACCUGGAUUCCCUAUGUUGCAGCAAAAGCUGGCGAAGAACAGCUACACUUCUCCCUCAAACUCAUGACUGAUGACUGGAGGUAUGAGCGACCAGCUAACACUUACUUUCUGGGAGAUUUCAUAAACCUGGAAGCCUCAGUGGUGCGUGCUAAUCACGUUCCUCUGCAGGUGUUCGUGGAAAGCUGCGCAGCUACUUUGGGCCCCAGCGGGGAAGCCGCCACCAUGUACACGUUCAUCGAGAACAAUGGAUGCAUGAUGGAUGCCAAGCUGACAAAUUCCAGGUCCAGGUUCAUGUCCAGGAUACAGGAUGACAAGUUACAAUUUCAGAUUGAGGCGUUCAGAUUUAAGCAAGAUUCCCAUGGAAUGCUCUACAUCACUUGUCAUUUGAAGGCUACUACCAGUUCCAGUCCCACCGAUAUAAUGAACAAGGCCUGCUCAUAUGUUAAAGAAACAAACCGCUGGACUGCUGUAAACGGAGAUGAUCAGGUGUGUGGUUGUUGUGAGACUAGCUGCUUCAUGAGGAAGGGCAGAAGUCUGGAUACUGAUGAUUCCACAUUGGAAGAUGAGGCUACUAUUGGGCCGAUUUUUGUCCAUGAACGGCUGUCAAUGGAUGAGCCUCUACUGCAAAUUUACAAGUGUUCUCCGGUGUCGUCAAAAGAUGCAGGUGACCAUUUUGGUCAGAAACUUACAGACCCCAAACUUUUGAACGAGUUCUCCAUGGAGUUGGUGCUCAUGGCUGGUUUGGUGGUUGCAGUUGGACUUUUGUGUGUCAUUAUCCUUGGAACGUUGUUUUACCAAAGGCGGCAGAAACGGCUUGCGUUGACUUGUGAAUGACAAUAAAAGUGUUUGUUUCUUUGGUCCGGUGUUGCCUGCAGUUAGUUGGUUAAAGCCCAUUAGCUUCUCGUUUCAGUUCAGGGGAUCCCAUUUGUAAUAAAUGACCUUUCAACUUUUAAAAGGGCUGAUGCAGCACUGUUUACCGGUUUGGAGCACGGUAACAAUUUGCCCUUUGUGGUUUUUCAGUGUUUUUCUGUAAAAGCGACACACAUACACUGGUAUAUGAGUGUGCUUAUGCUUUUAGAGGGCAAAACAGUUCAAUCUAAAUUAAUAGUUCUAGCUGAUAAGAUUGUUCAAUCACUUUUUAUUAAUAAAACAUUUAAUGUACAAUGAAAUAAAACUGAGUUUGACUGUAUGCUGCUGUUGAAGAGUUAGGGGUCACUGAGAUAUAAUUAUGAAUAAAAUGUAUCUAUCUAAAAUAUCGGGGAGCACAACAAAAUGUUUCUUGAGCAGCAAAUCAGCAUAUUAGAAUG